AUGUACUAAAGUGUUCAGUACACCCUUCCAACAAAGAAACCGUUUUUAUUGUCAUGACGUAUGGGCAUCCAUAACAACGCCGUCAGAGAAACCGCAACAGCUCCGAUCUAUAAUGCAGCUUACUCAAGAGUUAACGGACAACAAAAGGAUUAUCUCAAAAUGAUCACCUUGAACUGAAAUGGGAAAUCGUUACGCCCGGGUCUAAAAUAAAAGGGUUCAAAUGCCUGAAUUACAUCUAACUUUUUCGUGACUCCAUCAUAUUUAAGGCUUGGUCACUUAGCUACGUCCUCCCCUGUCGGCUUGGUAACCUCACACAGAGAUCCACUACGCAUGCGCAGACAAGUUUUUUUUGCUUGAUUGCAUCCCGCCAAGAACGAGUUCUCAAACGUCUUGGUGGAUGAUAUAACAAAAGACAUGGCCGCCAUGCUGGAUGAUAUAACAAAAUACAUGGCAGCCAUGUUGGAAGAUACAACACAAGACAUGGCAGCCAUGUUGGAAGAUAUAACAAAAGACAUGGCCACCAUGUUGGAUGAAAAAAAGAUCUCAAAGCGUGACGCUUCUAGUGCUCCACGUCAAGAAUACCGUAAAUUCCCACGGUAGAUUAUAUUAUUCAAUUUUCUGUUUUGAAUGGAGUUAGUACAGAUUUAGUGGUAGUUCAUUAUGAGUACAAAACCGCGUCUUUAACCUGGUGUAGACCAUUACCUUGUGGCUGUAUGUAUUUGUAUUCUAGCCGACGACGUUCAUCUAAACCGAGUAAGAAACAAUUAAACCUCAACCAUUUGCAGUAACAACAACAAUGACAGCAAAACAUCAACAACAGUAAAAAGAACAACAACGAGAUCAACAACAGCUGUAAGGAAAAAACCAAAAACAACCACACCAACAUUGGCAGCAGCAAAACGAUCUCAACAACAACUUAACGAAUCGUGACGAGAGCAGCAAUGACAGUAACAGCAAGCCAAUGAACAGAAGCAGAAGUAUUAAACAACAACAACAACAACAGUCUGUCAGUUGAGUCAGUACAUCCCUAUCGUUAUUUACUUGGAGUGUUUUUCUCAACUCUGUGUCUGAUAUAAUAAACGUAAAAUAUAACGUCCUUCAAAAGUCUGCAAUUAAAUACUAUUCUUUCAAGAAAGCUUAGCUCAAAUUUAAUUAAUUACUGCGUCCGAUAUCUAGAUCUCCUGUCUAAUGCUGAGGAAGUCGACUAGUCAGAUUGAUAUCUGUCCCUAAGGGCAAAUCGUUGCGUUACAAGGAUAGGUGGGCUCAGGUCCAAGGAUACUUCAACACUUGAGGUUUUCGUGUUAUUUUGCUGUACAGUCGUGCUGGUAGAGCAAGUACGCUGUUGAUUUUUGACAUUCUUUACGUUCCAUUCAAACAAAAGACUGAUUGAAAUCCUCUCAAUAAAAACCUAUCUAAAGUAAAUUGGUAUUCCACUACAAUCCUCCACUUGACCUUCACAAGGGUUUAUUCACCCUAGAGCUGUCAACUGGAGAGUUUCUCUUUUGGCGGGAAAUUCUCAUCUCCCGCCAAAGUUUUAGAUUCCAUGAUUUUUCUUCAAAGUGUUAAGGCUGAUUGCUCCCUGCCAGUAAUAAAGACUUUCAAUGGAUGUGACCUCAUUCUGUUGAGCCAUUCAGAGGGCGUCUGGAUAUCAGAUGAAGAGCCAUUCAAGAGCAGCUGUCAUGGCUUUCAAGAGCUGCCAAUCACUCGACCUGAUCCGGAGCUGAAACGUCAUGAUGAACGCUCCACUCGGCGCGUGCCAUAAUCAGGAAUCAGAAGCCUUGAAUUUCUACGCCCGAGUUGUGCGAACAACGACGUGAAUAACCACUACGACGAAAAGCUCACUUUAAAACAUGGACUUGACCAGAUUUUUAGCGUCUUUCGUUCUCGUCGCCCUGACCUCGUGGUCUUUUUCAGAGGCUCUUUGUGGUGGAAAUCUCACUGGAUACUUCGGGGUCAUCAAGACUCCGAACUACCCAGACACGUACCCGAACUUUGCUCAUUGUGUCUGGAACAUCAAGGUCCAGAAAGGGUUUAAAAUACGCAUUCAAUUUACGGAGUUUUCCAUUGAGCCUUUCUUUAAAUGUGAGUACGAUUGGGUGCUUCUGCGUUCUAAUAAUAGUUCAACUCCAAAAUAUUGUGGCAAGAAAGAAAGGCAUAACCCAUACAGACCAAGGAUAUUGACAUCACCGACAAACGAGGCGAAGCUUAUUUUUCACUCUGAUUACUCGAACGAAGAGAAGUAUAUUGGAUUUGUUGCUCAUUAUGUUGCAGUAGAUACCGACGAAUGUAGCAAGAAGAAAGGCCAAUGUGAUCAUUACUGUCAUAACUAUCUUGGCGGCCAUUACUGUUCUUGUAAAGCGGGCUACGAGUUAUUGAAAGAUAGGAAAUCAUGCAACAUUGUCUGCAAAAACCAACAGUUGACAGCAAGACGUGGUACAAUAAUGACACCGGAAUUCCCUGGAUUAUAUCCCAAAAAUUCCAACUGUGACUGGACGAUUUCUGUGGAAAAGGGUUACCAGAUUACACUGUAUUUCAAACAGUUCAAUAUCGAAGCCCACCCCGAGGUACCCUGUCCGUACGACUACCUCAAAGUGUCAGCGGGUAUUGGUCGGCGAUAUGGCCCACUAUGUGGCAAGACACUACCAAAGAAUAUCACUUCCUCUGGCAACUACAUGCACUUACAGUUCGUGUCUGAUGCUACGGGCGCUUAUAAGGGAUUCAAGGCUUGUUAUGAAACACAUGGAAUCAUUUGUCCCAAGCAGAGCGCACCAGAUAAUGGCAAAAUGCAAGGCAACAGCUUCUCCUUCAAGGAUACCUUACAAUUUGAAUGCCUACCUGGGUAUCAGUUAUUUGGCUCGUAUAUAAGGGAAUGUCUGAACUCUGGACGCUGGAGUGGUGUCACGCCAUCAUGCAGACGUCGUACUUGUGGUCACCCAGGGAUGCCCCAACAUGGUUCUAUGAUAUCCCAGGGAUUUCGUUACCUGGAUAACGUUACUUACUCGUGUAAUCAAUUCUUUGAACUCCAUGGUGACAGCGGUAGGACGUGUCAGGCUGAUGGCACUUGGACCGGCUCCAUCCCGAAAUGCAUUGCAACCAACACAGUAUCAUCCAACCAUCGAAAUUUGGCAUGGCUGUAGGUUGGGGGAAAACGAGUGGCAGAGACUCGUUAGCCAAGACUAGUGGUCUUGCUGACACGCUCAAAGAAGCAUGCUUACCAGUUGUCUCCCAAAAUGUGUGCCAGCGUGCAUUCUUAGAUGAAGGUUACACUGUCACUCGAAACAUGAUCUGCGCAGGGCACGCUAGUGGUGGGAAAGACAUUUGUCAAGGGGAUUCCGGUGGUGGAUUAGUCUUCUUCGACAACCAAAACAAUAAGUGGGUCCUUGGAGGGAUUGUUAGCUGGGGAAGUAGCCAAGGUUGUGGUCUUCCAAACAAAUAUGGCGUCUACGUUAAGGUGACAAAUUUUAUUGGUUGGAUUCAGAGAAACCUAUUUUAGACGUUACGAACUAAAAGAAACUUAGCAUAGUAUGGUACUCUGUAUAAAACGAACUAAGACUCCAACAGUACAGCAGUUGCAUUGGGCUUUCUACACACUGUGAGCUGGAAACGAUGCACUGUGAACUGGAAAGUGUGAUGGUAGUAUAAAAGCAACAUUGGGAUAUAAACAAAAAGUGAACUCAGUCUAAAGGAAAAUGGUAGAUUACACCUUCUUGGGACAAUGAAUGAAUUAUGAGCCAUGGCGAGAGAAAUUAGAAAAUUUCUAGAAGUAAAAUCAUCUUUGGAUCCCAGUGGAAACGGGUCUUUGUGAAUGGUAAUGGUACCCUUUUUUAUUUUCACAUGAUGAACAACCAUGACUGAAUCUUGUUCUGGUUAAUGCCUGAUUCUGGUUAGCCUCGCCACGGGAACACAACAACAUCUAGAAAUAAACGUCUUGGAUUUUAGGCCUGAAAGAAUGGUCUUGGCCAUGAAUUUCGUUGGCAUCACUUGGACCAAUUAUAGUACCCCUCUGUUCGCUGAAAUGUAUUUUUACAAUACAUUAUAAGCAUUAUAUUUUUUUAUUAAAAAGAAACUUAGCUGUGCUAAAAGUACGUAGUACAUUGGCGGUGAUGUUUGAUGGAAGAAUCAAACUACUUCGCGAAAUACUCGAUUGACAGCACUAACCCGUGGUAAUUAAUGAGAUACAGGCAUUCCUAUGCCAGUUAAAUGACGAAGACAUGGCGGCCAUGAUGGUGGAAUAGACCAUUUUCGACUUCCAAAUUACCGCUGUGUUUCUUGAUUACAGACUCAUUUACUCAGGGUUAGCCUCGUAUAAGUGUCUAAAUACUCACAAGUACCAAUGGUAAAGUAAACACUUCACAACUUCAUCAAUGCAAUUUGAAAACCACGGAAAUUCUUUGGAAAACACAGAUAUUCUAUAUAAAAUCAAGGCUUAAACCUGAGCAUAGAACUCGAAUCUGGAGUAAUAACAAAGGAGGUUUAUAAUAAAUUCUUUGAUGGAUCCCACCAACAUGGCCGCUAUGACGUAUUGAAAACUAACGUCAGUGCAGCACUUCAUCAUAGGAAGUAGUCAAUUUCGAUAUGAACACGCAGUGCAUGUCGGAAUUUCUCCAAUCCUGUGACCAACUUUGCGAAGACUUCCAUCCAUAAUACCUGCUAUGUCCCUAAAAUUCCUUCAUGGAAAGACUAGAUUCUUUAGAUAUUUUCUAUUAGAUUGCAUAUUUUAUAUAUUUAAAAAAUCCGUGUCCAUCAGUUUGAUCGUGUUAGUCAUCCCGAGGUCGAGGGCAUUGGAGUUAGCAUUGCAGUACAUUGUUGAACUAUCCUAAGGGACAUGUUAAAGAUGGCGUCUAUUUCAUCCCUCAAACAAUCCCACAAUACACUGCAAAGGCUACACGACUCAGGUUUUUCCUCAACUUCGAAAUGGCUUUAAAUACAAACUGUUUGCAUGCAUAUGUAUUACGCUAGAUGCGAAAGUUUUUGCACAUGGGAGGGGAGGGUAACGUUGUGGUAGAAAUAGAAAAAAUUCACAGACCUGGAAAGGUACGCAAUAAGGAACUUUUAAUAAAUUGUCAAGGGAGGGGUAGGGUCUCUAAUGACUACCAUUCUCCCUACCUUCCCCUCCCCCUCUUCUUUUCUUAAAGUCUUCUGCUUAGUUAGCAAUUAUGGGAUACUAAUUUUCUAGAUCUUUUAAUACUAUUUUAAAAAAAGAUGAUGAAAAUCAAAAUUUAUAACAAUAGACCCCUUGCAUCAAUAGACCCAUUGCAUGCGACGUCAAAGCAGCUCAAUUUGGACAGCAAAACAAAAGAAUUGCAAUCUCAUGAGAACUGGAAACUUAUUGUUAUGUCCUCUAAAUAAAGCUACAUUCCGACGUGCUGCAAGGGUUCUAUUCCAAGAACAGCUCGAUUCGGAGGACCAAUUCAAACAAUAUGAUUGUAUUCUUGUGAGAAUAAGAAUUUACUGCUUUGUCCUCCAAAUUGAGCUUCUCUGAGAAUUGUUGCAUGGAAGUUUAGUCCGUGAAAAUAGGUCAUACCUUUUUCCCUUCUUUCCUUCCUUCCUUUCCUUCUUUCUUUCAAACCUCCUUUGCCUGCAUACAAAGUACGGCCUAUCCCAGUACAUCUCCAGUGUAAUAUAACUUAUACAGCACAGCUGACAUCACAAUAGAGUGCAUACCAUAUAUCCGGUCUACUUAGCUUACUUAUUUGUGCAAAUGUGUGCAAUUUCUUAUCAAGAUUUCCAAUGACAUACAGUAUGCACUCUACCAAAAGAGCAGCGUAAAUUAUAUUGCACUUCUAAGUACCUCAAAGUACACCCACCCACCCAGCUACCCAUAAACAAAAUUUUUGCUUUUUUUCUAAAAGUUCACUUUCAUUAAAUAUUUUUCACCGUAAAAGUGAUUGUCAUCUUUCUGGGAAAGUCUGUGGUAGCUUGACUAAAGCACAUUCAAUAAGUAUAAGGUUUUAAAUAACUUCUAUGUAAUCUAUUUUACGGGCAUGUUUCGGUUAUUUUGUAGGUAGAAAUAAACAAACCAAUAAACUGUCAAAAAAUUGUUGAAUUUUCUA
Molecule: messenger RNA, 6053 nt
Organism: Actinia tenebrosa (Australian red waratah sea anemone)
Lineage: Eukaryota; Metazoa; Cnidaria; Anthozoa; Actiniaria; Actiniidae
Product: mannan-binding lectin serine protease 1
Biological process (GO): proteolysis; complement activation
Cellular component (GO): extracellular region
Molecular function (GO): calcium ion binding; serine-type endopeptidase activity
Source: RefSeq, a predicted model, not a curated record